Messenger RNA from Lodderomyces parapsilosis, 1830 nucleotides. It is a transcript of the gene KCH1, whose product is annotated as Kch1p. Gene Ontology annotation, cellular component: plasma membrane. Gene Ontology annotation, biological process: potassium ion transmembrane transport. NCBI's taxonomy places the organism in Eukaryota, Fungi, Ascomycota, Pichiomycetes, Serinales, Debaryomycetaceae. The transcript has a single exon. The coding region runs from base 1 to 1830 and encodes 609 amino acids. The record is from RefSeq and is a predicted model, not a curated record. Gene Ontology annotation, molecular function: potassium ion transmembrane transporter activity.
AUGCAAGACACGUCAUUCAAAGAUCACUUGGAUGCUGAGAGAGCAAUCGAAAAGUAUGAGUUAAACACAUCGACAUUCGAUGUUGUUCGAGUUGAUGACUUCUACAACCACAACUGCUCCACCAUGUGUUGGUACUUCUACAUGUGGAUCCUCGUGUUUUUAGCCAUCAUCUUGUUGGCUAUCGAUAUUUAUUCAUGUCUAAACAUUCUUGUGUUUCAUAAAUGGGCUACUGAUGAUUACCGACCAUAUGCUUACUCCAUAGCCAAGUGGAUUUUCACCGGUUGUAUCAUAUUUCAAUUUGUCUUGUUGAUUUAUUGUUGGAUUUGGGCCAUACACAUUUAUCGUACUAAAAACAUUGCCAUGGUGUAUUUGAACUCCAUUUGUAAAAAAAUAUACUCCAUCAAGUCCUACUCGUGCUUUUGUUUAAUGAAUAGUAUUGAUGAAGGAAAAUUUUUUGAUCAAUGUUGUUUCAACACCUAUUAUGAGAUACAAAAUGCUCCCCAGAUUCUUAUUGCUGAUACUCCAAGACAAGUUAUCAAUAUUCUUACUUUGAGAUACUAUGCUACUGGUGGUGAACUAAACAAUGAUAUAUUAAGCAACAUCAGAACCAUUGCCAAGACAAAUUUACGACUUUCGAUCAUCUUGAGCUUUAUGUGUUUAUCAGUCUUCAUUUAUGCCAUCUUCUUUUUCAAAUUCUUGUUUGGCAUGCUACUGUAUAUUCCAUUGAAAACUUCACUUAGAAAAGAAGGUUACAAGGGUUUCAAGAGUUAUUGCAGUUAUUUGGUGAACAAGUCGGUAGCUGAUGCUGUAAACAAGCAUCAUAGACCAAAGAAGGAAUUGCGAGAUGAAGGAUUGCUUUCUGAAGCUGCCAUUUCACAACUCCCCCAAAUUGAUGAGUAUCCAUCUGAUUACAAAGGUUACACUAGAGUAUACUAUGGAAGAUCAGAUUCAGAAGAAAGCAUUGCCAUGAGAGAUUGGAAUUAUAAAGGAAAACCAAACCCAUACGGAGAACUGCAACUUGAUCUUCUUCAUCAGCAACCAUCUUUGGACCAAUUGCAACAGUCAGAACAAGUAUUCUCCACCUUGGGUGGUGGUGUUGGUGGUAAUGGUGGUAACAACAUACCAUUCAGUAAGAGACUCAGCACUCUUCGUGAGAAGAAUAGAAAUAAACUUUUUGAAAAUCCCAAAGUCAGUAACAACAGCACCAGUAGCUUAACAAACAUACAACCACAUGCUGCUGCUACGCGAUAUCAAAGUCUCAAACAAAGUGACACCCAAACAAGUUUUGGCAAUGACAAUGAUCUUCACUACCACAAACAACGACUGAGGCCACAUAAUAAGCUUUUGCAGGAUGGUGAUUUACUUGAGGAUUCACAAACAACAAGAAUGCCUAGCUACCCCACAAGAUCAUACACUGCGGGUAGCUCCUACGACCUCAGCAAUCCAAACCUUAUGGAUUCACAAACCAAUUUGCUUUCAGAGUCCAACAACCACGUUGAUCAUACAAUGACAGAGCCCCAAUCCUUACAUGUUGCCCCCUAUAUUGAUCCUCAACAAACGGUCUCUAAACGGAAACCGAUCCAACGGUCAUUUACAGAAGAGUCGCACAAUCUAUCUUCAUUGCAAGAUCCAUUUACCGAUGUUGAUGAUGAUCAGGGCCAAUUGGUCUAUAACCAACCGCCCAUUGUUCUGCGAGUCCAUGUUGGUGAACACAAUUCACCAAAAUCACAAAACUCAAGCGGCGAAGUAAACGAUAUAUUGGAUGCAUAUGACACCACCAAUGAAUCAGCUCCGUACCCCGUCAGAGGCGUAUCUAAAUAUUUUGAAUAG